Lycium barbarum (goji berry) is the source of this 633-nucleotide messenger RNA. RefSeq lists its product as uncharacterized. The record is from RefSeq and is a predicted model, not a curated record. Lineage: Eukaryota; Viridiplantae; Streptophyta; Magnoliopsida; Solanales; Solanaceae. The transcript has a single exon. Bases 1 to 633 code for a protein of 210 amino acids.
AUGAUUGAAAAGAACCGGCUCUUUGAGGCGGAUAAUGUCGGUCUUAAUCGAGACAAUGCCAUUUUUACUACGAGGCUUGGUGACCUCGAGGCCACUAUUUCCCAACUUCGGAGAAAACUUGACUCGGUCAAGGCUGAUGCCAUGAGGAUGGCAGAAAGGCACCGCCGGUUUGAAUCCGAGAGUGCCAAUGACAAAGACAAACUGAGGGUGGCCGAGGAGAAAGCCGAGACUCGAGCUCGGAUCAGCGACGAGCUCAAGAGCAAGCUCGAGGAGGCUACUGAGGCCAAUGAUGUGCUUCAGGCUGAGUUUGAAUCGGCUAAUCAAACUCGACUAGCUCUUCUUGAAGUGAGAUCCGAACUAGAGGCUAAAUUGAAAAAAUCCGAGGCCGAUCUAGAAGAGUCUCUUAAAUACAUGGAGGCUGCCGAGGCUCGUUCUACGAUUCUGAUCGAGUAUGAGCGGUGGAAAUCUCGGAGGGUUACCCUCGAACAGGUUGAAAAAGGGUUAGGGGACCUCCAGGCUCGGAUACUGGAAGCCAAAGAAGUCGAGGAGAGGGCCAAGAAAGCCCUUGAUGCUGAUUCUGAAUACUCUGAGCAAACGGUUUCCGAGAACUCCGGUUCCAACCAUACCGGGUAG